UUGCCUCUUCAACCUCGUACCGCACGGCACACAUGUACCAAGCGAUCCCGCCUUCGGACACGGCCUCGAAUGCAGCACCGACGCCUGCGACCCCUGUGGACCUGCAAUACCAGCUGUACCAGCAGCAACAGCAGCAGCGCUACCAAACCGCGCGACAGCCGUCAGUGUCUUCCUUCUUUCAGUCGUCCAGUUCGGUAUCUGCCUCUGCGCCGUCGAAACCACCAUCGAAACCAGCGCACGCAGCCACAACUGCGGCUUCGGCAGGCCGUGCGACCCCUUACACCAACAUUUAUACGCGCCCGACGCCCGCCCCUCCAUCGACAACACGGCGAAAUGCGUUUUCCCGCUACCUCACACGCCUCGGCCGGUCGCUCGCGCUCUUAGGACUGUCCAUAUUCAGCGCAGUCUUCUCCGUUGGUACACUGGGGCUAUUUAUGAUCAUCUCGAGCUUUGCGUCGGGGUGGUUGUCGGUGAUCUUCACCACAUUCUUCGUGCUGAACCUGCUCAUGUGUUUCAUCGGGCCCCUCACCAAGCUCGACGUAUACCUGUCCCAUCAACGUCAUCGCCUUCAACAGGCUGUUCUGGCCGAAUCUGUCGAUAUCUUUGCCGACUGCGUGUAAAUGCUCUUUCCAGUUCUUUCCUAAGAAAGAUGCACGUGCAUGGCAGUGUACCUUGUUUGCCCA
Messenger RNA from Aphanomyces invadans, 683 nucleotides. RefSeq lists its product as hypothetical. The record is from RefSeq and is a predicted model, not a curated record. Lineage: Eukaryota; Oomycota; Saprolegniomycetes; Saprolegniales; Verrucalvaceae. The transcript has a single exon. The coding region runs from base 33 to 620 and encodes 195 amino acids.